UUAGAUAGAUACCGCUACGCACACAAACACAAAAUGUAACUCUUAUGAGCGCUACUGCUUUUGGUCCUAUACAUACACGUAUUCUUGGCUCGUUUUACGGGUGGAAGAGUAACUGUUAACCCGCAUUGAAAUUGCAUAUUUUGACACAAUAAAUUGUGCAUUAUUACUUAUCAAUAUGUUUAAUCGAAAUAGACUAUUGUAUAAUUUGUGCAAGUAUAAAGUAUCAAACAAUCGUGCAAUUAUCACUCAACAAAUUUUAACAGCAAACCACAAAAAUAAUAUAACUGGAAUUAAUCACAGUCCUGUCUCCGGUUACAGCCAUACCGUGGCUAGCAAACAUCAAUAUAAAGUAGUGGAAACUAUUGCUCCAGUUAAUAAAUUUGUUAAUCGAACGCAUACCUGUGGUGAAUUAACUAUAAAUAAUGUUGGAGAGAAGGUACAUCUGUGUGGUUGGCUGGAAUUUCAAAGGAUGGGGAAAUUUCUUGUUCUUCGUGAUGCAUAUGGAUCGAUACAAGUAAUUGUUUCGGAUGAUAAUAGUUUAGUACAAAAUAUUAACCAUUUGCCAUAUGAAACUGUAAUCAGUGUAACUGGUACAGUAGUGGCCAGACCUGUUGGUCAGGAAAAUAAAAAAAUGAAGACAGGAGAAAUAGAAAUUCAAUUAGAGGCUCUAGAGGUGUUAAAUAUUGCGACACCCCAACUUCCAUUUUCAAUUAGGGAAUAUAAUAAAGCUAAGGAGGCCCUUAGAAUGCAGUACCGAUAUUUGGCAUUACGUUUUCCAGAGAUGCAAAGAAAUUUGAGGCUCAGAUCAAAUGUUCUUAUGAAAAUGAGAGAGUAUCUCAUCAACAAUUGUGAUUUUGUCGAUGUUGAGACACCUACACUCUUUAAAAGUACACCUGGGGGUGCUAGAGAAUUCGUGGUACCCACCAGACACCCUGGCCAAUUUUACUCUCUGGUACAGAGCCCACAACAAUUCAAACAACUUCUUAUGAUUGGUGGGAUUGAUAGAUACUUUCAGAUUGCAAGAUGUUACAGAGAUGAAGGAUCUAGACACGACAGGCAACCAGAAUUCACACAGUUGGAUAUAGAAAUGUCUUUUAUUAACCGAGAGGGAUUAAUAGAAAUGAUAGAGGGCUUACUGCUCCAUUCCUGGCCACCUGAGUUAAGUUCUAUCAAAGUUCCCUUUGAUCAUAUAACAUAUAAUGAUGCUAUGGAAUUAUAUGGCUCUGAGCAACCUGAUCUAAGAAUCCCCUACAAUAUACAAAAUAUUACAGAGCUCAUUAAACAGUCUAGUACUUUAAUGGAUAAAACUGACUUUGAACAUAAUACCUUCGGUAGCUAUGCUGUAGUUAUACCAAAUAGUCAAGAUUGCUUAAUAAACUCGUUAAAAUCACAAUUCAAUGAUAUGGCAAAGAAACAAUUCCCUGGUGCUAAAUUAGUACAGGAGAAGGUGACUGGUGACUCUUGGAAUUCAAAGUUGAUAAAAUUAUUCUCUGAAGAUGUUACAAAGAACAUCGCUGAUAAACUUAAUGUAAAAGAGGGGGAUACACUCUUUAUUUCAUUUGGAGAAAAAGCUGAUGCACAACAAAUAGUAGGAAAAUUGCGUGUCGAGUAUACAAACGUAUUGGAGUCCAAAGGGAGAAAAAUAAGAUCCUCUGAUUAUCUAUUUCUUUGGGUCGUGGAUUUCCCUCUAUUUUCACCUGGAGAAACGAAAGAUACAUUAGCGUCAACUCACCAUCCAUUCACUCAGCCACAUCCGGACGACAUGGACCUCAUCUCCAGGGAUCCUCUGAAAGUUCGUGGACUCCAUUACGACUUGGUACUCAAUGGGUCCGAAAUAGGCGGUGGGUCCAUUCGAAUUCAUAAUCCAGCCUUACAGACAAAAAUAUUUGACAUGUUGGACAUCGACAAGUCCCAAAUGUAUCAUCUCCUAGAAGCUCUAGCCAGCGGUGCACCACCUCAUGGUGGUAUAGCACUAGGACUGGACCGUUUAACCUGUCUACUCUGUAAUGCACAAAGUAUAAGAGACGUUAUAGCAUUUCCAAAAACUAUGGAAGGUCGAGACUUAAUGUCAGGCGCUCCUGUACCAAUUUCGUCUGAGGAGAUGGAAGCGUAUCAUAUAAAAACCAUAAACGUAUGAAAGAUAAUCUUCUUCAGUUGGAGUAGAGCAGUCUUCUUUAAUUCGACGAAUUAUAUUAAACUUAUAUACAGAUUCGUGACGAUCACGAGUAACAGAUACAGAGUGUCCGUCGUGGUGGACUUUGUAGUCCCGUUGCAAAGUUCUGUUUCGCAAUAGCAAAUGAUUUCCUUAUCCGGUUUAUCGUUAUCCAGAAAGGGCAUCUUCUUGCAGCCUACGUCAACUUUGUAUCUUCCAUAAAUAUUUCCACAACGUCUUGUGAUAACUCUUUCCACGUACGGUAUUGCUUGCCAAUUAGAGUCCUUACCAUCCCAAUUUUUGGCCAGGAUUUCUUUGCCAGUGGCAUCGAUAUAACGGUAUUCAAUUACUGUUAAUUUGGAAUACCUUAUAUAGCUUCUUUUUCGAUCACUUUCUCUCUCUACUGUCUUAAUCAAACUUUUUGGUUAUUUUUUUUUAAAUAUAUAAAACUCACCGUCGUUAAUGAGCUUGACGCAACCCGUGGCGAUAAAUCUACAAUAGGUCGUCUUGACAGGAUUGAAUUCGCAAUUCUUGUCAUCGAUUGAAUUACAGGAGUAACAGCGGAAGCAGAAUCCUGUUAGGAAUAUUUUAUGCGCAUCGAAUUAUGGAUUUUGCUUUACGAAAUAUAAUUUUUGCGUGAACUCGCCUGAUUGUAAUAUAGUGACGAGUCCGAUAGUCGCGUAAAAAAUACCAAUUGACAUUCGGACAAAUCCUUAUCGGACGUGGCGGACAUUUUUAUUGCGAAUUGAACAUUUGUGUCGUUUGUAAUUUGUUAUAGCCAAUUGUUGAUGUGAUCGAUUAUGAAUGGAAGUUAUAUUAUAUAUGCGCAGAAAGAUAGACUGUACAAAAGAACCGUGAAAGAUAUAAUAUGUUAAGAUUUAUAAAAGAAUUAUUUUAUUCAAGGAAAUUUUUCUUACGGUGAUAUCAAUGGUUUACACUAAAGUAAAAAUAUACUAUCUUUUACGUGACACUUAAGUUGGUUAACAAUUUUAGUAGUGCAAUGAAAACCAAUCAGACGAAAAUAAACGACAAUCGGGACACCAAUGACUAUGUAUCGACGAUCCUCUUGUCGUAGUAAUUUAUACAGGGUUAUUCAGAAGUAUUGUACCACCUGAAGACGUGAUUAUACUACGGAAAUAAAAAAAGACCGACCAACUUCAGUCGGUGCAAUACUCCUGAAUAACAUAGUAUUUAAUUCAAUAUAAAUUACGUGAAAUCUUACGUAAAGUGUCAAUUAUCCAAUUCGAUCUUAGUUCAAAUUUCGGAUUUAAACAAAUAAAAGAAUUCCCAUACGAUGCGGGAUAACGGGACAAAACAUAAUUUGUCUAAAUUGUAGAAAAUAAUAAAAAAAGCCGCUGUUUCUUUAAUCCCUUAUA
Messenger RNA from Cephus cinctus (wheat stem sawfly), 3528 nucleotides. RefSeq names its product aspartate--tRNA ligase, mitochondrial (gene AspRS-m). The record is from RefSeq and is a predicted model, not a curated record. Gene Ontology annotation, cellular component: mitochondrion; cytoplasm. Gene Ontology annotation, biological process: aspartyl-tRNA aminoacylation. The transcript is spliced from 9 exons. NCBI's taxonomy places the organism in Eukaryota, Metazoa, Arthropoda, Insecta, Hymenoptera, Cephidae. Gene Ontology annotation, molecular function: ATP binding; aspartate-tRNA ligase activity; nucleic acid binding. Bases 176 to 2137 code for a protein of 653 amino acids.